AUGGUUGUAUCAUGUUCAGGGUAUGGGUGUACAAAUAGGCGACAGAAAGAAAACGGGAUACAUUUCCAUCGAUUUCCUCUAAAAAGACCAGACGUUUUAAAAAAAUGGUUACAUGAAAUACGACGAAAAAAUUUUACACCCAACCAGUACAGCUAUUUAUGCAGUGAACAUUUCACACCUAGUGAUUAUUUAAAUGAAUCUCGUCCAGAGUUAGAUAAGAAGUUGCUAAAAGAUGAAGCAGUUCCAUCAGUCUUUAAAUUUCCUCAGCAUUUACAAAAAAAACAAAAAGCUAGUCGUCCACUACUUCAAAAUCGUCAAAAGGCCAAUGAUCAAAAUAAUAUGAUUCAUGCAGAAAUAGUUAAUGAAGCUGGCGAAGAUUCAUCCACUAAUACCAUGUUUUACCAGAGUGAAACAUCUCACCAAAAGGAAGAUAAAAUGGUACAGUGUAAUAUUAAAACUUUUAAUAAAAAAUUGUACCAAAACAAGAUUAAGAUAUUACAACAACGAUUGAAAAGAAGAAAUAGUAAAAUUAAAUCAUUAAAAGAUUUGAUUCUAAGAAUAAAAAAAAAUGUUACAUAUUCUGAUGAAGUAACUCAAAUGCUGGAAGAAAAUUUUGGUGGGUUUCCAUUAACGUUAUUAUUGCAUGAACAUAAGUCUAAAAUGCUUCAUAAGAAGGGUGUUCGCUAUACAAAUGCUAUGAAAGACUUUGCUAAAACCCUUUUUUUUUAUUCACCUAAAGCUUAUAAAUAUGUACGCAAAAUGUUCACGCUACCGCAUCCUUCAACUAUUAGAAAAUGGUUAAGUAGUACAGAAUGUGAACCUGGCUUCUUGGAAGAAGUAUUUUUGUUUUUGAAACAAGAAGUUUCUAAAAAUUCUUGGCUUCAAGAUUGUUCACUUGUUCAUGAUUCAAUGUCUUUAAGAAAGCAACUAGUUUGGGAACCAGAUAAAGGUAGAUAUGCAGGAAAUGUUGAUUUUGGUACUGGUGAAAAUUCUGAAUUAGCAACUGAAGCUUUAGUAUUAAUGAUAGUUAGCUUAACUAGACAGUUUAAAUGUCCUAUUGGUUUUUUUUAUGUCAACAAAAUUAACAGUAGUGUUUUAAGUACCUUAAUAUCUACUGCUAUUAUUAAACUUAAUGAGGUUGGAAUACAAGUAUGGAAUGUAACUUGCGAUGGUGCUCCUUCUAAUUUACAAAGCUUCAAAAAAUUAGGCUGUAAUUUUGAGACGCAUAGUUUGAACACAAAAUUUACUGUAAAUAAUGCAAAUAGAUCAAUUGAAGUAUAUUCUAUUUUUGAUACUUGUCAUAUGCUUAAACUUGCUAGAUCUUCUUUGGCUGAUAAACAAAUUAUUCAAUCUAAUAUUGGUGAUAUUAAAUGGCAGCAAUUAUUGUACACCAAAAAUAUUAUUGUUGAGAAUGGAAAUUGCUCAUAUUAUGAAAUUCCCGGUGGAGAUAUAUUGGAUUUUCGUUCUGAAAAAAGAAGUAUUAAAAAAUCUACUAAUAAUGAUGAUGUUUUUGAUGAGUUCGAUGUGUUUGGUGAUGAAUAUAAAAAUCUUUUAUCCAAUUUAUAUUUAAAAGAAUAUACUGGCGAAAUAUUAGAUUAUAUUGCUGGAUAUAUUGUAAGAAAUAUAUCUAGAAAAAUAGUUUGCCCUUUUUGUAUAGAUAUAUUAAUUGAUGGACAGUCUGACCAUAGCUACACAAAAAAUAUAAACUUUACCUCUUUUAUUACCAGAGGAAAAUUAAAAAUAGUUUCUCCUGCUGUUUCUUUAAUUCUUAAAGAAUUGGAAAAAUCCUUUCAACUUAUUGUGGUCAUGCAAAAAAAACUACAUACAAAUGUAAAAACUAAUAUUUUAAUGCUAGCAAGGAAGAAUAUAUUAAAUAAGUCAAAUUUAUUCUUUUUUCCUAAUACUCAUCCUAUAAAUGUCGAACUUGGUUCUCCUAGUCAUGAGCAUAAACUAUUCUCAGCUCUUAGUGAGAGCUACAUAAAUAUUAGAAUGCGACAUUAUGCUAAAGAAGUUAAUGCAAAGGAAGUAUUAAAAAAUAAAAGUUCUUUGAGACAAAAAUUAACUAAACUAAUAUUAUUUCAAAAUGUUUAA
Macrosiphum euphorbiae (potato aphid) is the source of this 2091-nucleotide messenger RNA. The record is from the annotation of a GenBank genome assembly. Lineage: Eukaryota; Metazoa; Arthropoda; Insecta; Hemiptera; Aphididae.